Herpailurus yagouaroundi (jaguarundi) is the source of this 1161-nucleotide messenger RNA. It is a transcript of the gene HAPSTR2, whose product is annotated as HUWE1 associated protein modifying stress responses 2. NCBI's taxonomy places the organism in Eukaryota, Metazoa, Chordata, Mammalia, Carnivora, Felidae. The transcript has a single exon. Bases 183 to 1025 code for a protein of 280 amino acids. The record is from RefSeq and is a predicted model, not a curated record.
CCGCGCGACCGCCCGCCGGCGCACGCGGAGGAGGUGGCGGCGGCCGCAGAAGGAGGAGGGCAGCGCGGAGCGGGAGGUGAGGCGGAGGUGGAGGAGCAGGAGCGGGAGCGGGAGCAGGAGCAAGAGCGAGGCGGAGCAGGCGGCGGCGGUGGAGGAGAAGAGCGGCCAGGAGGAGGAGGAGGAUGGAGGAGCAGCCGAAGGAGGGCGAGGCCGAGGUCGCGGAGCACUGGUUCUCCAAGUGGGAACGCCAGUGCUUGGCCGAGGCCGAGCAGGAGGAGCAGCUGCCCCCGGAGGUGGAGGACGAGGCGGCCGCCGAGGCAGCGGGGCUCAAGAGCGAGCAGCAGAGGCUGUGGCACCUCUUCCAGAUCUCUGCCACCGCCGUGGCCCAGCUCUACAAGGAUCCCGGCUGCCAACAGCCAGGACUGUCCGUGUGGGACCCCUUCCAGAACGCGGCCAUGGCCGUGACCAGUCUCUACAAAGAGAGCGGGGACGCCCACCAACGAAGUUUUGACCUGGGCGUCCAGGUUGGCUACCAGCGUCGCAUCAAAGACGUGCUGGAGUGGGUGAAGAAGGGCCGGAGCAUCAUCCUCCGCGAAGACCUCAUUAGCUUCCUGUGCGGCAAAGUGCCCCCCGCCCCGCCCCCGCCGCGCACCCCCAGGACGCUCCCGAAGCCGCCCGCCUCGGCCGCCAGCCCGGCCGCCGCCACCGAAGCCAGCUCGGCCGUCGAGGUCGACCUGCAGCCUUUCCACGAGGCCAUCGCCCUGCAUGGCCUCAGCGGUGCCAUGGCCAGCAUCAGCGUGCGAGCCGGCGCACCCGGGUCCCCGCCCCAGGCCAGCGGUGUCGCCGGCAGCGUGGCCGGCGGCGGGCGCUGGAAAAGCAGCCUCCUCGAGGACGACUCGAACCCCUUCAACGCCGAAGAACUGGCCCUCCGCCUGGACAGCGGGGGGACCCGCAAGCGCCCCUCGGCCCAGUGCAGUGACAGUGUCACAGGCUCCCCAACCCACAAGCGCAACCGACUGUUCUGAACGGCAUCGUUGGCCACCAGCCACCAUCUUACUUGAGCAUUAACUCGACCGUCAACGUGCUCGGCGAAAGGACACUCGCGACCGUCUCUCUUCUCCAAGUUCAACAGAGAUUUCUGCCAAGUUCGCCGUAAAGAAA